This is a messenger RNA of Nerophis lumbriciformis (worm pipefish), 933 nucleotides long. The record is from RefSeq and is a predicted model, not a curated record. Lineage: Eukaryota; Metazoa; Chordata; Actinopteri; Syngnathiformes; Syngnathidae.
AUGGCUGAGGCUUCCACACCGUCCUGCCGGUUCUUCUGCCACCGGUGUUCCACGGAGAUAAGCCCGCGUUUACCGGACUUUACCUGUCCACUUUGCGACUCUGGAUUCAUUGAGGAGUUGCCAGAUGAACCAAGAAAUGAAAAUAGCACCCCAUCGACAUCCUCCACAAAUGAUCAGACCCCCUUUCAGCCAACUAUGAAUCACCAGCAUAUGUUCACCUUUCCUUCCGGGUACAGUCCGUUCACUCUGGGAGUAUUCAAUGAAAACUUUGAACUCAGAACUUGGCUGCCCACAGAGGAUAACAGGGAGACCGAAAUUCAACGGGAACAAGACACGGCGUCGGAGCAAGGAGACGGUACGCGGCAACCGCGGGGUCGACACGCGGCUCAACGACAGGGCACGCGUCCUGAAGGAGUUCCCACGUUAGAGGGAAUUAUCCAACAGCUAGUUAAUGGGAUCAUAGCACCCACGGGUAUGCCAAAUAUUGGAAUUGGACCAUGGGGUGUGCUUCAUUCCAACCCAAUGGAUUAUGCGUGGGGAGCCAAUGGACUGGAUGCCAUCAUAACACAGCUACUCAACCAGUUUGAAAACACGGGUCCUCCUCCAGCAGACGGAGAAAGGAUAAAGAGUUUGCCUACUGUCUCCAUCACAGAAGAACACGUGGGCGCUGGUUUAGAGUGCCCUGUUUGCAAAGAGGACUACAGCGUGGAGGAGAGCGUCAGGCAGCUCCCGUGCAAUCAUAUGUUCCACAAUGAUUGUAUAGUCCCUUGGCUUGAACAGCAUGACACGUGCCCCGUGUGUAGGAAGAGUCUUAACGGCCAGAACACAGCCACAAACCCACCGGGUUUCUCAGGAAUGAACUUCUCUCCCGCUUCAUCGUCCUCUUCUUCUUCCAACUCGCUUAGCAAUGAGAACGCUUCGAGCAACUCGUAG